Carya illinoinensis is the source of this 3303-nucleotide messenger RNA. RefSeq names its product probable boron transporter 7. The coding region runs from base 817 to 2835 and encodes 672 amino acids. The record is from RefSeq and is a predicted model, not a curated record. Gene Ontology annotation, biological process: monoatomic ion homeostasis; monoatomic anion transport; transmembrane transport. Gene Ontology annotation, molecular function: solute:inorganic anion antiporter activity. NCBI's taxonomy places the organism in Eukaryota, Viridiplantae, Streptophyta, Magnoliopsida, Fagales, Juglandaceae. Gene Ontology annotation, cellular component: plasma membrane. The transcript has 13 exons.
ACUGAAUCGGAAAAUGUACUCAUUCUUUUCUCUGUUUCUUCUUCUUCCUUUCUUCAUUUAUAAAGCUCUGCUAUGAUUUUCUGGCUAUUGUACUUUUUAUUUAUAAUCGACUGUACGAUUAUUAGGACUUUGUUCUUGCACGAACGUGAAAGUUUAGUUAUUUACGUGCAUGGAGGUUCGAAUGAUGUAUAUUUCAUUAAAUAUCGGGUUGAUUUCAUAAAAUACCACGGGAAAACAGAGUUUUACGUCAUUCAGUGCUUUAUUCGGCAAGAGAAUCGUAUCAAUGCCACAUUUCUUAAAUAAAUCAUGGUUUUUCUACUUUGAAUCUAAAACAAAAGAAAAUAUUGGGAUUUGAUUUUGUUUUCCUCCGCAAUGUCUCUUCUUUUUUAUUGGUUACUCACCAAUGGAACAGUGUAUUGAGGCUCUUCAUUUAUGGAAAUGUGGAACUUAUGGGUUUAACUCUCUCCUUUUUUCUACCGUUCUCAGAGUUCACAUAGUUUAAUCUUCUUCUUUUUUUUUUUCAGAUUUAUGAGUCUUUCUUUUUUCUUUUUCUUUUUUUUUUCUUUUUUUCCAAGGGAUCUAGGUAUGAAUGAUUUUUUCUUUGUUUUCUUCACGGUUGGAUCCACGAAAAUCUCGCAGUAUGCUGGUUUAUGUAUACGAUGCUUUUCUUCCCCUUAAUUAGCAACUCAUCCAACUUGGUGAAAUUCACUGAUUCAAUUUAUAUAGCCUUACAAUGUGCUGUGAUAAAUGGAUUUGUAGCAUCUUUGCAUUUGUUCAAUGUAAGGUACCAGUUGAUGAAUCCAAAUUCCAGAGUCUAUGGCAUCAGCAAUGGAAAAUGUCAGAACUCCAUUCAACGGGAUAAUUAAAGAUAUCAAAGGAAGGGCUGCAUGCUAUAAGGAAGAUUGGGUUUGUGCACUUUGCCCAGGCAUCAGGAUAUUUGCUCCAACUGCCUACAUCUUCUUCGCUUCUGCUCUCCCCGUUAUUGCCUUUGGGGAGCAACUGAGUAGAGAAACAGAUGGAAGCUUAAGCGCAGUGGAAACAUUAGCUUCUACUGCUAUUUGUGGAAUCAUCCACUCAAUUUUUGGGGGACAGCCUUUAUUGAUUUUAGGAGUUGCAGAACCCACAGUUAUAAUGUACACUUACUUAUACAACUUCAGCAAAGGACGGCCAGGGUUGGGGAGAAAGCUGUAUUUGGCAUGGGCUGGGUGGGUUUGCAUCUGGACGGGUCUCCUGUUGCUUUUUCUUGCGGUAUUUAAUGCAUGUACCAUCAUUACUAAAUUUACGAGGAUAGCAGGAGAACUUUUUAGCAUGCUGAUUGCUGUUCUUUUUAUGCAAGAAGCUGUUAAGGGAGUGAUCGGUGAAUUCAGUGUUCCCAAAUCUGAAGAUCGGGCAUUAGAAAAGUAUCAAUUCGAGUGGUUGUAUACAAAUGGGUUGCUUGCCAUCAUUUUCUCUUCUGGUCUACUUUUCACUGCACGUAAGAGCAGAAGAGCAAGAUCAUGGCUCUAUGGCACAGGGUGGCUCCGAGGUUUCAUUGCAGACUAUGGGGUUCCAUUGAUGGUCUUGUUGUGGUCAGCAUUAUCUUAUGCUGUACCAGGAGAAGUUCCGGAUGGAGUUCCCAGGAGGCUCUUUUGUCCACUUCCCUGGGAAUCUGCAUCAUUGUACCAUUGGACAGUAAUCAAGGAUAUGGGAAAGGUCCCACUGUUGUACAUUUUUGCUGCUUUUAUUCCGGCCAUGAUGAUAGCAGGCCUAUACUUCUUUGACCACAGUGUUGCUUCUCAGAUGGCACAACAGAAUGAGUUUAAUCUCCAAAAACCUUCUGCAUACCAUUAUGAUAUUUUAUUGCUUGGAAUAAUGACUAUGAUCUGUGGGUUGCUUGGACUUCCUCCUUCAAAUGGAGUCCUCCCGCAGUCCCCCAUGCACACCAAAAGUCUGGCAGUUCUGAAUAAGCAGUUGAUUCGAAAGAAGAUGGUAAAGCAUGCCAAGGAAUGUAUUAAACAACAAGCAAGCAACUCUGAAAUCUAUGGAACGAUGCAAGCCGUGUUCAUAGAAAUGGACACAGCUCCAACUACCAAAGAGUUGGAGAACUUGAAGGAGGCUGUAAUGAAAGCUGAUGAUGAGGGAGAUGCAAAGGGCAAAUUUGAUCCGGAAAAACACAUUGACGCUUAUUUGCCUGUCCGGGUUAAUGAGCAAAGAGCAAGCAACUUAUUCCAGUCUUUGCUUGUGGGACUAUUAAUUUGUGCUAUCUCGGUAAUCAAAAGGAUACCUACCUCAGUUCUAUGGGGAUACUUUGCCUACAUGGCCAUUGAUAGCCUCCCUGGGAAUCAGUUCUGGGAAAGGAUGUUACUCCUCUUCAUCGCCCCGAGACGUCGUUACAAAAUCUUGGAAGGCACUCAUGCUUCCUUUGUCGAGUCAGUGCCAUUCAAAUCCAUCGCUUUAUUUACACUCUUCCAAUUAGCGUAUUUUCUGGUCUGUUUUGGAGUGACGUGGAUACCUGUAGCUGGAAUAAUGUUCCCACUGCCAUUCUUCCUUCUCAUAAGCAUCAGACAGCGCCUGCUUCCCAAGCUGUUUGACCCUAGCCAUCUUAAGGAACUGGAUGCUUCUGGGUAUGAAGAAAUUGCCGGUGCCCCACAGCAUAAACGAAGCCACUCAAUAACGAAGUGUGGGCAGGAAAAGGACUUGCCUGAUUCUGUUAGUGAGGAGAGUUCACUAGGAUUCCAUGAUGCGGAGAUUUUGGAUGAGUUGACAACCAAUAGAGGGGAGGUCAAGCUUAGAACCGUAAGCUGGAAUGAUGAAAGGUUGUUUCAGGUUUACCCAGAUGGUGUCCGAAGGCAAUGAAAGCCUCUAUAUAGUGUUGGGAUAUAAACUGUGCUUGUAAUAAUGAGAGUUGAGCAUGGUCCUGUGAAGAUGGGAUGAAAUGUGAGUCUUCUUCGCGAUAGUCAGCUAAGAGGAGAUGAUAUGAGAAAUACAUAAUAUCUACACAACCACCAGCAAAAAAUACAAAAGCCAAACGAAACAAAAGGGAAAGAUGAGGAAGCAAUGGAGAGAAGAAAGCAUUUUCAUUUUCUGUAGGAAAAAACAUUAGAAUGUAUAAAGUGAGCUCAUUUAGCCCUCCAUUCAUUUGCCUAUUGCUGUACUAGCAAAUCACGUGACAAAUGUAGCUAUUUUUCUUUUUUCUUUUUUUAAUUUCCAAAUUUGAUUACUAGAAUUUUAUCAAUUUCUUAUUGGAUUCUAUUAGUUGCACACGAGUUUGUACAAAGAUUGUAAUGCAAAAAAUCAGAUUAGAUGUUGAUAUUUAAGUAGGAA